Messenger RNA from Saccostrea echinata, 1404 nucleotides. RefSeq lists its product as uncharacterized. Gene Ontology annotation, cellular component: cytosol. The record is from RefSeq and is a predicted model, not a curated record. NCBI's taxonomy places the organism in Eukaryota, Metazoa, Mollusca, Bivalvia, Ostreida, Ostreidae. Gene Ontology annotation, molecular function: ribonucleoside-diphosphate reductase activity, thioredoxin disulfide as acceptor. Gene Ontology annotation, biological process: deoxyribonucleotide biosynthetic process. The coding region runs from base 1 to 1404 and encodes 467 amino acids. The transcript has a single exon.
AUGUUACAACCCGAUUCCUGUGCCUGUGGGAUGGACAAUUUACAAUUGUUCCAAGUCCCUCCCACUAAUAUUGCUUUAGAAAACUCCAAAUGGGAAGAAUAUUACCCUAUUUCUAGUACUUUAGAUUCAGAGACAGCUCCGAUCGAAUUUGAAAUUAAAGGACAAGGAGAUCAAUAUCUAGAUUUAUCUCAAACUUAUCUUCAAAUGGUAUGUCAAUUUGUCCAAAAUGAUGGAAGUGAUCUGGCUGGAGAUCCUGCUAAAACAGCCCCAGUGAAUAAUAUCUCACAUUCCUUGUUUACGGAAAUUGAUGUUAGUCUCAAUGGAAAAAUAAUAACUCCAGGGACCGAUACUUAUCCUUACAAAGCUUAUCUGGAGAAAUUACUGUCUUACAAACCCAGAACUUUAGCCACACAAAUGAAAGCCUGUAGUCUAUGGGAAAAAGAUACGGCAGGACACAUGGACGAAAGAGGGCUAGCAGCUCUGGGAGUGGCUGCUAAUCAGGCCUUUGCUGUAGCUCAUGAUAGUUGUACCAUUAACAAACCCAUCAUCCCAGCAUACCCAGCCAAUUCUAAAAACGAAGGAUACAGAAAACGUCAUGAAGCUAUAGAUGCUAGUAAGAAAAUUACUUUGUUGGAUCGUUUACAUCUGGAUUUGUUUCAACAAGAUCGAUUUCUACCGAAUGGAGUCGACGUCCGUUUGAGAUUUAAUCGAGCUAGACCUGAUUUCUACAUGAUGACGGCUCAAGCCAAUACGGGAAAAGUCAAAAUAUUAAGUAUGGUCUUGUGGGUGAGAAAAGUGAAACCUUCCCCUACUUUAAUGAAUCACAUCAAUCAAACUUUGAAUACUCACAGAGCCAAAUAUCCAUUAAGAAGAGUGGAAGUCAAAAGUUUUACCAUACCUACAGGAACUCAAUCUAAGAUUACCGAUCAUCUGUUUCAAGGCCAGAUGCCAAAAAGGCUCAUUUUAGGGUUUGUGAAGAAUGCGGCUUUUAAUGGAGAUAAAACUAAAAAUCCCUUUAAUUUUCAAAAUUUUGGGAUUAAAAAAUUAGAUGUUAGUAUCAAUGGAGAGACCAUGAUGACUCGUUGUUUCGAACCUAAUUUUAAUGAAGAUUUAUAUCUGAGAUCUUAUCUGAGUUUAUAUCAAGCUUUGGGGAAAUUAGGGGAAGAUUGGGCUCCGGACAUUACCUUAGAAGAGUAUAAAAACGGAUACACUUUAUGGGGCUGGGAUUUCACUAAAGAUCAAAAAGCCCAAUCGGAUAAAUUCCAUCUCAUAGUAACAGGAAAUUUAAGAGUAGAAGUUCAAUUUACUAACAAUACGGCUACCACUUUAAAUUGUGUGGUGUAUGCAGAAUUUGAUAACCUCUUAGAAAUCAACAAACAGAGAGAAGUGAGCAUUGAUUAUUAA